CUCUCUCUCACUUUCUCUGACAAUCUAUCUCUGUCUCUGGCUCACGUACAUACGGAUGUCACUGUGUGUGUACGUGUGUAUGUUGUCCUAUUGAACACACUGCGCAUGCGCAUAUUUUGACUCCACCCACCAGCUCCACCUACAAAGCGUGCACCAUGUGGCAGCAGCGACUCGAGCAAGUUCUGUUUGUCUCUCGUACGGCCUUCAAAUGGGGCUGGAUACCUCUCCUUCUCUACCUCGGUAUCAGGAGAGGAGCCACUGACCCUGGAGUGCCCCCACCUUCACUUUUCCAAGCAUUGUGGGUUCUCUAGAAAAACACAAGCCUUCAUUUGUUGUCAAAAAUAAUCGACAUGAUUGUGUAAUAAUAAUUAUCAAUUUUCAAAUGUCAUAAUAAUUGAAUCAAAAAUUGAUCUAAAAUGUUGAAUAGUACACAUGUAUUAAUUCCGGACACACUACCUAAAUUAUUGGCAGGGGACUAGGGGGUGUGGUCAGUGUGGAAGGUGGUGGUGGGACGUUGAUAUCUGGACAUAAUUGACAGGGAAAACCCCCAAUCUGCCAGGCUCGCCUUCCACAUGUCCUUGCUGUGGAGGAAGAGGAGAGGAAAGAGAUAAUCUGAGAUCUUGGCCCAUGAAAAGUGGAAGUUGUUUGAAAAAACAAAUCGAGACCUUUGGUGCAUCAAAGAACUUCAAAGAUUUGAGUGUAUGAACAGUUCAGAAGUAUUAUAACACAACAGAUAAUGAAGCAGCGUGCAAUAAGGUCUACUUGAAGUGUUGUCAAGUGUGGUGUGUUUGGAACUCACCCACCAGUCGUGGUUAAUCUUCCUAGUCACCACUAUCCUCUCUCCCUCCUUGAACCCCAACUCAUCCUUCCUGUCAGGCUGGCAAUCGUACAGCGCCACUACCACCAGCGAUGAAAACUGCAGAUAUAACAGACAUGUAUCAUUCAGAGUAAUUUUACUGCACAAGUGUCAAUGGAGGAGUUGCUGUACACAUGAACCCCACGCCAGAAGCUAGUAAAAUAUACUACAGUUUCUGUUCUAACGAGCC
Messenger RNA from Geodia barretti, 1046 nucleotides. The record is from the annotation of a GenBank genome assembly. NCBI's taxonomy places the organism in Eukaryota, Metazoa, Porifera, Demospongiae, Tetractinellida, Geodiidae.